Ailuropoda melanoleuca (giant panda) is the source of this 3037-nucleotide messenger RNA. It is a transcript of the gene DDIT4L, whose product is annotated as DNA damage inducible transcript 4 like. The transcript has 3 exons. Lineage: Eukaryota; Metazoa; Chordata; Mammalia; Carnivora; Ursidae. The record is from RefSeq and is a predicted model, not a curated record. Bases 373 to 1284 code for a protein of 303 amino acids. Gene Ontology annotation, biological process: negative regulation of signal transduction. Gene Ontology annotation, cellular component: cytoplasm.
UUAGAGGCCAGAACGAAAUGCAUAAAUGGUGCUCUUUGAACAUCGAAACAGAUAUUAGCAAAGUUUCAGUAUGACACAGCAAAGCUUCAGGUCACGGUAAUAGACAAAGGACCGAAAGCUUCCCGCUGCCCGGGACAGAAUCUUAACAAGGGCACCGGCGGCGUGAGAGUGUGCGCGCGCUGGGGGUGGGGUCGCGCCAAAGAAUCCAAGUUAGUGGCGGAGGCGAGGGGUCAGUUUUCCGCGAGUCGUACACCCAGAAUUGCGGACUCGGUGACCUGCGGCCCACCCAGGAAACAGCAGGUGUCUACCCUGCGCAAGCUUAUCCUCAUUCCCAGCGGCUCCCCUUGGGCGGCUUCAAGUGUCUGGGUUGAAAUGCAACCCGACCCCGAGAAGGGCGGGGCGCAGGGCCGUGGAGGGGUGGUGCAGGUGGGCGGGCCGCGGCAGGGUGAGGAGGCUGGGCCUAUAAAGUGUUCGCGGCCCCAAGGGCGAUGCUGCUCGGUGAAGCGGGUGCUGCGUGGGUUGGGGGUCGAUCAGGGCUUGGGUCUGCAGGUCCCUGAGCCUCCGAGGGAGGAGGCUCCUGAGAAGAGUCCGUGCCUCUGUUUACCCCGCCGCUUUGCCAGCGAGCGCGCCCGUCCCAGCGAAUUCCCGGCAGCGCCCCGGAAAGGCCGUUCCGCCCCCGCGAGGGAAACGGAGCCGUUGACCAUGGUUGCAACUGGCAGUUUGAGCAGUAAGAACCCGGCCUGCAUUUCAGAGUUGCUGGACCAUGGCUUCCACCCGGGAAGCCUGCUAAAUGAUUUUGACUACUGGGAUUAUGUUGUUCCUGAACCCAACCUCAAUGAGGUGAUGUUUGAGGAGACGACUUGCCAGAGUUUGGCGAAAAUGCUGGAGAACUGUCUGUCCAAAUCAAAGCAAACCAAACUUGGUUGCUCCAAAGUCCUUGUCCCUGAGAACCUGACCCAGAGGAUUGCUCAAGAUGUCCUGCGGCUGUCCUCCACGGAGCCCUGCGGCCUGCGAGGUUGCGUUAUGCAUGUGAACUUAGAAAUUGAGAACGUAUGUAAAAAGCUGGAUAGGAUUGUGUGUGAUUCGAGCGUGGUGCCCACUUUCGAGCUCACGCUUGUGUUUAAGCAGGAGAACUGCUCGUGGACUAGCUUCAAGGACUUUUUCUUUAGCCGAGGUCGCUUCUCAUCUGGCCUCAGGCGAACUCUGAUCCUGAGUUCAGGAUUCCGGCUGGUGAAGAGAAAGCUUUACUCUUUGAUUGGAACCACAGUCAUUGAAGAGUGCUGAAAAGGAAAGAUUUUAAAGGUCCUUUUAGGAUUGGGUCAUAAAACUGCACAGCUGCCCCGUGAGAGUCGUUUUAGUCCCCCUGCCUGCUCUCAACGAGAAACCCCAGAUUGAGUCAUCUCCCUUCCAGGCUUCACAUUUAUAGCAACCCAACUAAAAGGCUGAUUUCAUGGCUUUUGAGAAAGGACCCGAGAAAGUGUCCCAUUUUUUGCCUAUAUCACAUGUUUUUACAAAAUGGCAUGGAAUAAAAGAAGCAGUCCACUUUAGUUUUAUAUUUGACCUCGCUUUUUCCAGGUAGUCUUGCUAAAUAGACUGUAAACCAAUGUGCCUAAUUCGAUUUUCAUAUGGCUUAUUUUUUCUGUAUACUUUCAGAGUAAUCCUUUCAAUCACAGAAAUGUCAUGAUGCUUAGCCCAUCAAAACUUCCAGAAGCCCGCACCAAUUUCCUGCCCCUACUCAAAUAUGAAGGGUUCUUAGACUAGAGGGUGGAAUUGAGUGGGUGAACGUAAUUGAAACUUCACCCCGUGCAAGGGUGACUAAGAAAUAUCACAGCAAGAGCUGAGCUAGUUCGCUGUUUCUUUGCAUUCUCUCUAUGCUUCUGUUUUAGAGGCGGCAGAAGCCUGUAUUGUAAGUUCAGUAGCCACAGUAUUGUUUAAAAUAACUUUAUGGUACGACGCAAGCUGUUUUUCUAGUUCUGAAGUAUUGAAUAUUAUCUUUCAGCUAAAGAAGUGGAAAGUGUUGAAUGGACUUUUUUUUUGCGUGUAGUUGGUCACUCUUCCCCCGAGGGCAUGGUGAAUGUGCUUGGGGAUAGGAAGUGAGUUCUCAGAUCAACUGCCUUUCUCAUUCAUUUGAUAAUCUAGCUUCUUUUCAUGAUCACAUAAGCUUAACCUCAGAUGAAGCAUCUCACCACAUCAGUGCCAUCUGGCUCUGGCCUCUCCUGGGAACUGAGAUGUUUCUCCUUAACCUGAAUCUUCCAAGGAGAAAGUAGGCACGUGCUACCACUUUUCAUUAUCACCAUGGGCCUGUUUAUGAGUCUGCCCUGCCUAUGGCUAUCUGGUGUGCAGUACAGACUAGGGAGCGGAAAUCAUGGUCUAGAUAACCAGUUGUCUUCAGCCUCGGAUACCUGUCCUUAGGGAACAAGAAAGGCCUGAUUUUUUUUCUUGUUCCUCCUAGCUAGGUCCUUAGCCAUUCUUGUUUAAUGUUAAUGAGAGAACGUAGCCUCCACACAGCAGUAUUCAAUUCAGCAAGGCCCUCACAUGUUUGCUGUAAAUCACGGAGAAGGAGUUUAGUCAGGUCUCCUGCCCGAAUUAUGGGUACCACGUUACAUGCCUGAAGCCAGGGCUGAAGGUCCAAAUGUCUCCAUCCUGGUAUUGCUCCAAAGAGGGUGUGAUCCUGUUACAGAUCCCGUAAGUGACCUAGAAUUUCACUAUUCAAAUUAGCACGCAGUCUAACAAAUCCAACUCUUCACGUGUUUGAAAAAAUACGGCAAAGCCAAGCCGAUCCUUACGGGACUGGGCCCGUUCGAGUGUCUGUUACUGUUUACUGUGUGGGGCUCUAAAGGUCACCGUGACUCUGUGGGCAUGGCUUCUCUGGCUUGGAUGUCGAACCGUUGUCCUUCUUCCACGAACGGUUGGCAUUGACUCUUGUCUCUUGUGCUCACAAAAUGGUGACGGCUUAUGGAGAUUCUUAAAUUAAUAUUCCUGUUAAAGGAAAUUAAAGUUUGUCUAUUUUUGACAAUAAAGCAUCGUAUAUUUUUAA